GCUUAUCCAUUUCAACUUUGCAGAAACAGGUAUACGCAUAUUAAACCAGACCUGUACAACAGAACGGGCACCAUGAGAGCAAACACAGUGGCUCUGGCCCUCGCAGCUUCAGCGCUCGCGGCGUCCGCGUCUCCACCAGUACGCGUAAGUCUCGAGACAAGCUGGGCAGCUCCCCCUUUGGUCCUCGAGAUCCUCGAAACUGUGUAUGACGAAUACCCCUCAUCCUACUUCCCGCUCCUUCAUCUUUUAUCCUCUCUUCCUGCAGACUCUACAGAUGAGUCCAUAUUAUCCUCGACGCUGGACCUCAUUCAAGCCUAUUCGCUUCUUCCUUCGCCAUCAUCACUAUCUACUUUCCACCUUGCCUUGUCCCUGCACUCCACAGCACCUAGAAUAGAAGCCGAAUACAACUGGUACAACAGCGCCGUAAAGGGACAGGAAAGUAAGUUGGGAGUGGAAGGUUGCGAAGGUUGGGUUGAAUGGCGAGGGAAAGGGUUCUGUGAUGUUGACGGGUUAAAACGGGACAUGGAACUGAGUAUUGAGGAAGGAACACAUAAAAUAAACCAGAAACCUCUUUCACUUCCUUUCGAUCACACUUCUCCGUCGGUCUCUUCCACCUCAUCAUCUCCUCGGGCCAUAUUCUACUACGCCCCAUUCGCUUCUACUUCCAAUGAACUCCUUGGAUACCUGGAUCACCAUGCGUCUCAAUAUCCAGAGUUCACUUAUACCGUCCGUUACCAGCCCCCUUUGUCGGAUGAGGCCAAAAAACCUUUGUCUCUCUCAGGAUGGGGCGCGGAGAUGGCCCUUAAGAAGAUGGAUUAUCUCGUUGUCGAUGACCGUGCUACUGGGGAGACCACUUUCCGAGAUGAAAGCGAUGAGGUGGCUCGGAAUGAAAGUAACAUAUUUGCUCACGUAUUUGGGGAUGACCCGUGGGGUGAUCAAGCAACGCAUUUGACAGCAGCAGAGAUCAGAGACAUUGGUCUCAAGGCUGCUACUCUUAUUAUGUCUUCAGAUGACCCUAUUUCUGCCCUGAUUCAUCUCUCGCAAGAUUUUCCCAAGUAUUCGGCUGCCCUCGCUCGUCAAGUUGAGGUACCAGAGGAUAUCCAAUCAAAGGGCAGGACAAUUGCUGUCAGAGGAAACGCGAAAGAAGCUAUAUAUAUUAAUGGUAAGCCAUUUGACAGGGAUUUGAAUCCGUAUACUCUUCUGAAAGCCCUUCGUGAUGAGCGCCAGCUCACGGUUUCCCUCACUUCCUUGGGUCUUACCCCUAAGCAAUCCAUUGACAUACUGGGGGAUCCCGUCGUUGGCCAAGGCCAGAUUGAAGAUGACAUGGGAGAAGGUUUGGUAGACGCAAGUGAUAGAAUCGAGGGUGGCGACGUCAUUGUUUACUGGAAUGACAUUGAGAAAGACAAAAGAUAUCAAAAUUGGCCUAUUCAUCCUCAGGGGUACAUGCGCCCUUUGUAUCAUGGUCAGUUCCAUACCGUCAGGCGGAAUACAUUCAAUCUCAUUUUCGCCCUGGACCUCUCGCGAAUCUCGUCCCUUGAGCUCAUUGUCCACUCCAUCUCUGCCAUGAUUCAGAGAGGUUUGCCUAUCCGAUUUGGUAUAGUACCUGUUUUUGAGCCUGAACAGCAAGAUGACAUCUCUUUUCAGAUGGCCAAAGUCUUCUGGUACUCUGUCAAGACCUUUGGAAGAAGCUCAACCCGGGACUUCCUCGCUGCGAUCAUCGACGCAACUCCGCGCCAGCUCAACAAUCCUGCUCCUCAAGUAAAUGAUGAUGUUCUCCGUAAAGGGUAUGAAGCCCUUUCCGCGACUUCUAAAAAGGCAUCUCUAGCCUUUGAUGAUGUUUUGACCUCUGAAGAUUGGGAUCGCCAUGUCGAGAAGACUGGGAAUUAUUUGAAGAGGUUGUUAAUUACGAAAAAAGACGCAGAGAAUGGCGGUAUGUUCAUGAACGGGAGGUUUACGCCUAAUGCGCCUGCCUGGCCCAACAUUGUUACGCAAGAGAUGCAAUCGCAGCUCGCAUUCAUCCAAGGACAGGUCAUGUUGGAUGCAAUCCCCGAAGACAUCUCAACCAUGUUCUAUGAUUUGCCAUCCACCUCUAAGAGGAGGAGCAGCCUCGUUAUUCCAGUUGGCGACAACAAGCUCAAAGUCUUCAAUUUGGUCGAUCUCUUUAAAAAUGAGGGGAUUGAAGGCAAAUUGAGCGGAGAGUUUGUCUAUCCCGAUGGAGAAAGAGGAACGCCGAUCAGUAUGUGGAUUAUAGGAGAUCUUGAUUCCCCUGAAGGUUUGGAGACUGUCAAGAACGGCCUACAGCACCUCCAAACUUCGCAAUGUGCUUCCAGGCUCGGCUUCAUUCAUGUACCCCCGGCACGUAGCCAUUCUUCUUGCCCCGCGGGCCAAUAUUGCUUCUCAACUGUGCUUUACCAGAUCCUUUCCCAAAACGCACUCUCUUUGACCAAACCUUCUGAUCUCCUGGAGCUCAUAUCAGAUGUCCAGCACUCUAUUAAGACAAAUUUGGAAAAAGCUGGCGAAAUUGAGGUUGGUAACCAAGGGGUGGAUGACUGUGGAACGACAUUCACAUUGUCUCCCGAGGAUCAACAGAAGUACUUCGAGGCUAAACCUUUGCACGGUAUGACGUUUGGCGGUUGGGCUGCUGGAGAUAUAGCUGCAGCUAGCGAAUUCUGGAAAGCUGGGACGCAAAUCUCCGGAAAGCUUGGCAUCACGGACGGUGUACACCUGCUUGCUAAUGGUCGACUUGUCGGUCCCAUCACUCCAGUGACAUUCCCGCUUGAUGACUUCGAAGCUUUGGAGGUGUACGAACACAGGAAACGUGUCAAGCCUAUCAUUGAUAUUCUUAAGACGAUGUACGAUGAUAUUGCUGCCUUUGACAGACCAACAUUGGCAAACCUUAUCUCCAAAGUCUCUUCUGUAGUCACCUCGGCGUAUAAGCCUCUUGAUGGUGAGGGAAUCUUUGCACCUACCCAAUUGACUAGGACGAGGUAUUAUGAGAGACUUGACGAUGGAUCCAUGUCAUUCAAGCUCGGGGAUGAGGACAUGUCCUUGUUGAAGGUGGCAAUUGUUGUGAACCCAUUAUCCGAGCAAGCUCAAAAGUGGUCACCUCUCAUCCAGACUUUGUCUGAAAUGGAGCACGUCUUUGUGUCUGUAUAUCUAGAGCCUGAGGCGCUAAUGGAGGAGGUCAAGUUGAAGAGGUUCUAUCGUACUUCUGUACCUUCCAGGUUGACCUUUGAUGUCGACGGUGCUGCCAUAGCUCCUGGUCUGACAUUCAACAGCCUUCCUUCCAACCCUAUCUAUACUCUUGGUCUCGACACUCCGCCGUCCUGGAUCGUCUCACCCAGGACUUCACCAUAUGAUCUGGACAAUCUUCUCCUCUCCUCCAUCUCGUCACCUGUCUCUGUCACCUUCCAGCUCAAGCAACUUUUGAUUGAGGGCCACGCUCGAGAGGCAGGCAAUAUUCCUCCUCGCGGUCUUCAGCUACAGCUCAAAACCCUUGGUGGAGAUAUCGCUGCCGAUACGCAAGUGAUGGCUAACCUCGGUUACUUACAAUUCCGCGCCACGCCUGGUUACUAUACUUUGUCGAUCAGACCGGGCAGAGGUGAAGAAGUCUUCAACCUUGAGAGCAUUGGUGCUGAGGGUUGGGAUAGUCCGUCGGUUGAGGAAGUCGGAGAAGGUGUCGACCUGGGAAGCUUUGAUGGACAGACGAUAUACCCAAGGUUCGCAAGAAAAGAGGGUAUGGAGAAAGCCGACGUCCUUCAAGAGUCAGUUGCUGCUCCGGAAGGAUUGGCGAAACAAGUUUAUUCAAAGAUGAAGUCUAUCGUUGGAUUGUCAACAAAGGCUACGCCCGCUAAGACUGAGCAUGCCGAUAUUAACAUUUUCACUGUUGCGUCUGGUCUUUUGUACGAGCGUUUUGCGUCAAUCAUGAUUCUUAGUGUCAUGAAGCACACCAAUAGCUCUGUCAAAUUUUGGUUUAUCGAAAACUUCCUUUCCCCAACUUUCAUUGCGUUUAUCCCUAAGCUUGCCGAGGAAUAUGGCUUUCAAUACGAGUUCGUGACUUACAAGUGGCCACAUUGGCUGCGAGCUCAGACAGAGAAACAACGUAUCAUUUGGGCAUACAAGAUCCUUUUCCUCGAUGUCCUUUUCCCCAUGUCUCUUGACAAAGUCAUCUUUGUGGAUGCCGACCAGAUUGUUCGUACUGACAUGAAGGAGCUAAUGGAUGUCGAUUUGCAUGGAAGGGUCUACGGCUAUGCGCCUAUGGGUAACAGCCGAAAGGAGAUGGAAGGUUUCAGAUUCUGGAAGAGCGGAUAUUGGAAGGAAGCGCUGAGAGGAAGACCGUACCAUAUCAGUGCUUUGUAUGUUGUUGAUCUUAAAAAGUUCAGGCAGCUCGCUACGGGAGAUCGACUUCGAGGGCAAUACCAUGCACUUUCAGCCGAUCCUAAUUCACUUGCCAACCUGGACCAAGAUCUUCCCAAUUCAAUGCAGGAUCAAAUCCCUAUAUGGACAUUGGAUCAAGACUGGUUGUGGUGCCAAACUUGGUGCAGCGAUGAAAGUUUGGCCACGGCGAAGACUAUCGACCUUUGUCAAAACCCUCUUACUAAAGAACCCAAGCUUGUUCGUGCUCGACAGAUUCCAGAAUGGGACGUCUACGACCAAGAAAUUGCCGCGUUCGGUGCUCGGGUGUCAGAGGAGGGUGAAGAAAGCGGAGCUUUGGCUAUCAGCGUGGAUGAUUUGGCGUCAGAAGGCUAUGUUUCUGGGGUCGAAGGGAAAGAAGAGGAGACAGAGCGUGAAGCUGAAGGACGUAUUGGGGAUGAGUUGUGAUCUAUUAUAACUGACUAAAUAGACAAAUAACACAAAAUCAAAUGCAUUAUUUGUUUCUCAGG
Molecule: messenger RNA, 4883 nt
Organism: Cryptococcus deneoformans JEC21
Lineage: Eukaryota; Fungi; Basidiomycota; Tremellomycetes; Tremellales; Cryptococcaceae
Product: UDP-glucose:glycoprotein glucosyltransferase, putative
Exons: 23
Coding region: 73-4821 (1582 amino acids)
Cellular component (GO): endoplasmic reticulum
Molecular function (GO): UDP-glucose:glycoprotein glucosyltransferase activity
Source: RefSeq, a predicted model, not a curated record